Andrographis paniculata is the source of this 2146-nucleotide messenger RNA. Its product is annotated as dnaJ protein P58IPK homolog. NCBI's taxonomy places the organism in Eukaryota, Viridiplantae, Streptophyta, Magnoliopsida, Lamiales, Acanthaceae. Bases 485 to 1840 code for a protein of 451 amino acids. The transcript is spliced from 10 exons. Gene Ontology annotation, molecular function: protein binding. Gene Ontology annotation, cellular component: endoplasmic reticulum lumen. The record is from RefSeq and is a predicted model, not a curated record.
AUCAUCUGCAGUUUCAGAAGUCUCAGAUUGGAGAAACAAAGAAUUUUGUGAGAAAAGGAUAAUCUGUUGAAACCAGAGGCUAUCCAUGGCCCCUACCAGGCACAUCUCACUAAAGGAAAUGAAUUCUUGAAAUAAAACAUGGAGGGCCCUCAAGAAAGUAUGCAGAUGUGGUCACAAGUUUUGGAGCCAUGUUCCCCACAUAUUUCACAUGCCUCAUGACUGUGUAUGGAAAGAUUAUCGCCACUGGUUCAAUUGGUGUCCACACACUCACUGUAUUGGGAAUUUGUUCUUGUGUCAAAAUCUGUGAUAAAAGACAGCCAUCUGGAAAGAUAAGUUAAUGAUAUGCUCUAAUGUUUCCUUUUUGUUUGUUCUGGUGGUUAUGGCUAUCAAUUUUGUGUUUGUUGUUGGUCACGAGCAUUAUUAACAGCUGACAUUCUGCCCUUUUUUAACUGCAGAAAAUAUCUCUGUUCGAAUGCAAAGAUAGAUGGACCUCGUCAUCCCAUUUUCAGCCGCGAUUAUGAGUGCAGAUGGAAAACCUGGUGAUGCUGCCGCACUAUUUGAUAGAGUUUCACAAAGUAUAAAGGUGAAGAAAUAUAGUGAGGCACUUGCUGAACUUAAUACUGCUAUAGAGGCUGAUCCUGCACUUUCAGAAGCAUAUUUACGUCGAGCAUCAAUUCUUCGUCAAUUGUGCAGAUAUGAAGAAUCUGAAGAAGGCUACAGAAAGUUUCUGGAGAUGAAACCUCGAAAUUCUGCUGCAGAGAAGGAGCUAUCUCAGUUACAUCAAGCCAAGGAGUCGUUAGAUACAGCAAGCAAUCUUUUUGAUUCGGGAGACUUUACGAAAGCACUGGAACAUAUUGAAAAAGUUGUUCUUGUUUUUUCUCCAGCGUGCUCCAAGGCGAAACUCCUUAAAGUGAGAUUACUAAUUGCAACAAAAGACUAUUCAAGUGCCAUAUCUGAGUCAGGAUUCUUUCUCAAGGAAGAUGAGGAUAAUUUAGAUGCUUUGCUCUUACGAGGGCGUGCUUACUAUUAUUUAGGCGAUCAUGAUGUUGCCAUCAGACAUUACCAGAAGGGUCUUCGUCUAGACCCUGAGCAUGGAGAAUUGAAGAAAACAUAUUUUGGAUUGAAAAAUCUCCUCAAGAAGACUAAAAGUGCUGAAGACAAUGCAAACAAGGGUAAGCUUCGGUUGGCUGUUGAGGAAUACAAAGCAGCUCUUGCCAUGGAUCCAAACCAUUUGGCCCACAAUGUACACCUUCAUCUUGGAUUAUGUAAGGUCCUUGUUAAACUCGGGAGGGGAAAGGAUGCAGUAACAAGUUGCACGGAUGUACUCGAUAUUGAUGGUGAUGUAGUUGACGCCCUGGUUCAGAGGGGUGAAGCUAAGCUUAUUAUAGAAGAUUGGGAAGGAGCUGUAGCAGAUAUAAAAGCAGCAGCCGAAAAGUUGCCUCAGGACAUGAAUAUUCGAGAAGCUCUAACAAGAGCUGAGAAGGCAUUGAAGAUGAGCCAACGGAAGGACUGGUACAAGAUUCUUGGAAUUUCAAAAACUGCAUCCAUGUCGGAGAUCAAGAAAGCUUACAAGAAGCUAGCCUUGCAGUGGCACCCUGACAAGAAUGUCGACAAUAGAGAAGAAGCAGAAGCCAAAUUCCGAGAAAUAGCCGCUGCAUAUGAGGUUCUCGGCGAUGAAGAUAAGCGCACGAGAUACGACAGGGGCGAAGACAUCGAAGAGGGAAUGGGAAUGGGCGGGGGAGGGGGAGGGUUCAAUCCCUUCGGCGCUGGUGGCCAACAAUUCACAUUCCACUUUGAAGGAGGUUUUCCGGGAGGAGGAUUCGGAGGCUUUCAUUUUUAAGUUGUUCGGAGUGUGUCCUGUUUUUGCUAUGGGCUUUAAGUGAGUGAGGAUAAAGCAGGUAGGCAUUCAUAGACUGUUUUUUCCAGCAACAUUCAUUCAGGUUUCUAACUGAUCUUCAACAAGUUCUUCAUCUUUAAAUUUUCCACAUUUUUAGAGUCGAAGAACACAAUUUGGAGGUUGUUGAUUUAAAGGGUAAAAAGGCAAUCACUUGGUUUCAUUUUUAGACGUUAUGGUUCGCUCAUGUACAAAUAACUAAGUUUUUUUUUUUAUAAUUUGAAUUUGAAUUUUUAUUUUUGUGGUCGAUCA